AUGGAGGUCCUGAUAGAGAAGGUGGAGGAAGAGGAGGAGGCUGAGCAGGAGGAGGGGGCAGAACGGCCCGUCAAGCCCGAGAAAAUGACGAAGUUGCUGCAGAAGGAGACAACCACGCUGACGCAGGAGACGCUGAGAAACAUGGAGCAGAAGAUGUUGGAGAUCAAGGUCCCCGUCCCGAAGGAGCCCUUGACCAAGGACACUAUUGACACCUCCAAGCUGCCCCUUUCCUACAAAAUCAACACACCUAAGGAGGAGCAGCUGUUGCAGGUGGCAGACAACUUCUCUCGCCAGUACAGUCAUCUGUGCCCGGACCGCGUGCCCCUCUUACUGUACCCGCUGAACGAGUGCCAUGUGCCCAAGUUCGUGAGCACGACCAUCCGGCCCACGCUGAUGCCCUACUCCGACCUCUACAACUGGGACAGCUGUGCUCAGUUUGUCUCUGACUUCCUCACUAUGGUACCCCUGCCUGACCCCCUUAAGCUGCCCAGGUACCUGUACUCCUCGACCACGGUGCUCAGGUACCAGAAGGGCAACUGCUUCGACUUCAGCACACUGCUCUGCUCCAUGCUUAUCGGCUCUGGCUAUGAUGCCUACUGCGUCAACGGCUACGCCUCGCAGGACCUGUGCCUCAUGGACCUGACGCGAGAGGUGUGCCCGCUCACCAUGAAGGCCAAGAAGGUGGUUCGUAAGGUGGAAAAGGCACCGCCUAAGAAGUAUGCCAUCAAACCCCCCAGGGACCUGACCAGCAGGUUUGAGCAGGAGCAGGAGCUCAAGAGGCAGCGGGAGAUGAAAGCUGCUGAGGAGAAGCGGCUGAGGGAGGAAGAGGAGCGCCUCCUGGAGGCAGAGAAGGCAGCACCUGACUCCCUGCAUGGCCUGCGGGUGCACUCCUGGGUCCUGGUGCUGUCAGGAAAGCGUGAGGUGCCCGAGAGCUUCUUCAUUGACCCGUUCACAGCACACAGCUACAGCACCCAGGACGACCACUUCCUGGGCAUCGAGAGCCUGUGGAACCACAAGAACUACUGGGUCAACAUGCAAGACUGCUGGAACGGCUGCAAGGACUUGGUCUUUGACCUGGGAGACCCUGUGAGGUGGGAGUACUUGCUCUUGGGGACCGAUAAGCCUCACCUGAUGGCGGGUGAUGAGGACAACGGAGUGAGCGAGGACGACGACGAUGUGGAAAAUCUGGGCAAGGAGGAUGAGGAGAAGAGCUUCGACAUGCCGCACUCGUGGGUGGAGCCAAUUGAGAUCUCACCGGAAGCAUUCGAGACCCGCUGCCCCAGUGGGAAGAAGGUCAUCCAGUACAAGAGGGCAAAGCUGGAGAAGUGGGCCCCGUACCUCAACAGCAAUGGCCUUAUGUGUCGCCUCACCACCUACGAGGACUUGGAGUGCACCCGCAUCGUGGAGAUAAAGGAGUGGUACGAGAACCGAGAGGACAUGCUGGAGCUGAAACACAUGAACAAGAUCACGGGCCUGAAUAUCGACUACUUCAAGCCCGGCCACCCCCAGGCCCUGCGUGUGCACACCUACAAGUCCAUGCUCCCUGAGAACGACCGCGCUAUGGAAUUUUACGAGUCAGCCCGUGUGGACAGCCUGAUAAGGCGAGAGGAGACCCCCGACACCAUGACCGAGUACUUCCAGGAGAGGCCCGACUUCCUCUCCUACCGGCAGGUCAACUACGGCCCCAGGAUCAAGAAGCCCGCUCCGAGCAGCACGGAGUCCAAUCCCCGGCCUGUGGUGAAAAUCACAGAGCGGUUCCGCCGAAACCCCGCGAAGCCUGCGGACGAGGACGUGGCGGAGCGCGUGUUCUUGAUCAUGGACGAGCGCAUUCAGCUGCGCUACCACUGCCGCGAGGACUACAUCACUGCGUCCAAGCGCGAGUUCUUGCGGCGAACCGAGGUGGACAGCAAGGGCAACAAGAUAAUCAUGACCCCCGACAUGUGCAUCAGCUUCGAGGUGGAGCCCAUGGAGCACACUAAGAAGCUUCUCUACCAGUACGAGACCAUGAUGCAGCUCAAGAGUGAGGAGAAGCUGUCCAGACACCAGGCCUGGGAGUCGGAGCUGGAGGUGCUGGAGAUCCUGAAGCUCCGAGAGGAAGAAGAGGAGACCCACGUGCUGACCAUCUCCAUCUAUGACACCAAGCGAAACGAGAAGAGUAGGGAGUAUCGGGAGGCCUUGGAGCGGGUGAUGCACGAGGAGCACCUGAGGCAGAUGGAGACCCAGCUGGACUACCUGGCCCCCUUCCUGGCCCAGCUCCCGCCGGGUGAGAAGAUGACACGUUGGCAGGCUGUGCGUCUCAAGGACGAGUGCCUCAGUGACUUCAAGCAGAGGCUCAUCGACAAGGCCAACCUCAUCCAGGCCCGCUUUGAGAAGGAGUCCCAGGAGCUGCAGAAGAAGCAGCAGUGGUACCAGGAGAACCAGGUGACCCUGACACCGGAGGACAAGGACCUGUACCUGAGCUACUGUUCUCAGGCCAUGUUCCGCAUCCGCAUCCUGGAGCAGCGGCUCAGUCGACACAAGGAGCUGGCCCCCCUGAAGUACCUGGCGCUGGAGGAGAAGCUCUACAAGGAGCCACGCCUGGCCGAGUUCCUCAAAAGUUUUGCUUGA
Messenger RNA from Orycteropus afer afer, 2607 nucleotides. It is a transcript of the gene DRC7, whose product is annotated as dynein regulatory complex subunit 7. The transcript has 17 exons. NCBI's taxonomy places the organism in Eukaryota, Metazoa, Chordata, Mammalia, Tubulidentata, Orycteropodidae. Gene Ontology annotation, cellular component: motile cilium. The record is from RefSeq and is a predicted model, not a curated record. Bases 1 to 2607 code for a protein of 868 amino acids. Gene Ontology annotation, biological process: flagellated sperm motility.